Molecule: messenger RNA, 3046 nt
Organism: Phoenix dactylifera (date palm)
Lineage: Eukaryota; Viridiplantae; Streptophyta; Magnoliopsida; Arecales; Arecaceae
Molecular function (GO): calmodulin binding
Source: RefSeq, a predicted model, not a curated record
AACAAUUUUUGUUGAACCAUAGAAUAACUUGAGAAGUACAAUGAUAUAAUUUCAAUGAACAAAAGAUAUUAGAUGGGCAACUUUCCACUGUCAAUCUUCCAGAGUUGUUCAAGCUCUCGUUCAGGAUAGUCUCCAGGAGCCAUGGCGAACACAAAGUCCUACACAUCCAAACAAAGUGGAAAUCGGCUGUGAUAGAAUUUUCUGGAGAUGUUGUCAACACUCUUUCUCCUUGGGAUAUGGAGUCUAGAUCGAUUGACUUCUCCAGAAGCACCUUGACUCCCUUAGAUUUCCACCAUUUUAGUGCCUUAUUUGAAGCUUUUGGUCCUAUAAAUUCCAGGAACCUUGGCCCUUCAUGGAUUAGAGCCACCUUCCUCUCAGGGGAGUCAACUUCAAUCUCUUGGGCAAGUUCCACACCCGUUGGUCCACCUCCAAUGAUUAGGACAGAGCUGGAUGAAUUUAUCUUAUUGUUAUCUGAGAUUGGAAAUGACGAAAGUUACUGAUGAGAAGGGAUAACUUUGAAGACGUGAAUUUUCUUUUAUUCCACAAACCCUUGUGUUUUGCUCUCAUUUCCUAAUUUGCUCGAGGAACCGUGAGACCCAAGAGCAGCACUGAAUCUGACCCGAAUUUGUCUAAUAAGCCACCAAAAUUUUUCUACUGCUGCCACAAGUAAGUACAUGCGAUCUCAACUGCUUGUAAUGGAUAAUAACAGGACAUCAUGCGUCAAGAAGCUUGGAAAAUCAUUAGUGCUUCUUCUCUAUUGCUAUUUUUUCGGACAAAUCUCUAAUUUGUGAAACAAGAAGCUCUAACUUGCAAGCAAAACAUGGCAUGUCAAACCAAUCCAUUUCACAAUGACCAUCUUAACAGUAUAAAUUUCGAUAUCACAAGAUAAGAAUAUUUUAAUUAGAAUACAACCCAGUAGCAUUGACGCUUCACUAUUAUCUUUAUCGUAUACUACCAAUGCAACAGCUGAGAGAAAGCAUGAUAUCAAAAAAUUAGAUAGAUCAAAAGAUCUGGAAAGUAGGAUUCUUGGAUUCCUGAAUGCAGGUAUCUUUAUCCAUUUCGUCCCAAAAUUAGGCCAAGGACAGGGCAUAUCCCGGUGGAAACAACUGGUGUAAAUUGACCCGGUCCACCCCGGUUUAGAAGAAUAUUGGGGGGCUGUAUCACCCCAUCUAUAACCAACCAACUCCUCCCAUUACAAACAAACCUAUCUGUCUCCCUCUCCGUCUUCCAACCCCUUUGCUUCCUUCCUACAUUCAAAAUGACCUCCGACCAAGGAAGGGAAGCCUUGACGUGCGAAGCAGUCUCUAUUUCAAAGAAAAUUUCAGAACAGCAUGCAAAGUUUUGACCAUUCCAAGCACAAGCCCAUGGCUACUGGAGUUAAGGAAGUCCACCUUAAAGAGACGGGCAACUCGGCUCCUUCAACCCCUCGAAGGGUUCUUCUCUCUCAUGGGAGACAAACAACGGCAGACUGCCCUAAUGGGGACAUCCCCAUGGCACAAGAAAAGCCAGUCCCCAACUAUCUCAAACCAACCAUGAGCUCAUGCCAUGACACCUUAUGCACAUACCCCAAGAGCCAGCAACAGCAUGCUGAGGAUUCCAUAGCAGCUGCCGGUGCUAGGAAACGUCUUAUUUCUAUAAAGUCCAUGGAGAAGCCUGCGUUGCCAUCAUCCCUACUUAAUAAAACCCCCAAAGGGAGGACAUCAAGAACCGACCUCUCGCCGAAGGCUGCCCUCUCUCCAAAGAUUGUUCCAGAGAAAGCAUCAAAGGCUCGUACAAUUGGGAAAACUCUGACAAGGGCAAAAAGUCUCCCACAGAGCAUGCCAAAGAGAAGAGAAGCCAAUGGCACCCCUUGCACCACCACUGCGACCAAACCAGAGCAAGAGGAAAAGGUUCCCUCCAUGGACGUUGGGGUGCAUGGUCAUGCUGCCCGACAUGGAUCACAGUCCCCAAAGAGCAACACCGAAGCCAAGCGCUGCACAAGUUCAGAGGAGAGUGAUACUGGGAAGCCAAGGGCUCCUCCAAGGAAGGUGUCAAGGAAGGUUUGCGGAAAUGAGGGAGCGCCGAAGAAGCUGAAGUUCCAGCGAGGGAGGGAACAAGAAGGUGACGGAAAGGAGGCAGUGGCUAAAAGGUUGAAGUUUAAGAAAAGCGAGAGGGGGGUGGAGGCGGCAGGAGAGGGGAAAGCGGAGCAAGAGAACGUAGUGUUAAAGAGACAGGAGGUUAAAGAGAAGGAUCCACCACCUGCCUAUAACGAUGUCAUAGAAGAGACAGCGACCAAGCUGGCAACGAGGAGAAGCAAAGUCCAAGCACUUGUGGGGGCAUUCGAGUCCGUCAUUUCAUUACAAGAACCGGAGACUCAACCGAGUCAACAGCAGGAGCCGGCGGCGGCGAAGGUUGGAAGAGUUGGUCAACCAACUAAACUGAAGCCAGCGAAGGAGGAGGUCAAGAUUGGGAAAACUGACGCUGAAAGAGGUCAACCAGCUCGAAUGAAGCCAGAGGAGGAGGAGGUCAAGGUUGGAGAGAAGGGUGCCGGAAUAGGUCAACCAGGUGAACAACAACAACAGCCAGAGGAGGAGGUGAAGAGUGAGGAGAGUGGCAAGGAGUCGUCAAAGGGCAGUCAAUCGGGUCCAGAGAGUCAACAGAAGGGGGAGGAAGAGAGUGGUGGAGAGGAGUCAAAGGGUGGAGAAUUGGUCUCAGAGGGUCAACGUAGGGAGACGGAGGCAAAGGAAAGUAAGGGAGAGGAGGGUGAUAGCGUGGUGGAGGGGGAUGGAAGCAAUGUGACAAAAGAGUUGACCGAGUCAUUAGAUAAGGGCGGAGAAGAGAGUGCCAAGGAAUAAUGUUGUUGAGCCUUUGGAUCUUUGAAGGUCUUUGACUCUAUUCAUCAAGGGAGAUCUUUGAACUACUUUUACCAAAAACAUUAUGGUGCUCGUUGUUGUAUCGGGAGGUUAAAGGGAGAAGAAUGAAAAAUAAUUGUACCACAAAGAUCAGCUCCUUAUUGUUCAAACAUUUUAUGACAUUCAUGAAUAAUAUAGUUCAUUUAGAUUUAAAA